This is a messenger RNA of Ochotona princeps (American pika), 1378 nucleotides long. RefSeq names its product interferon stimulated exonuclease gene 20 like 2 (gene ISG20L2). Gene Ontology annotation, cellular component: nucleus. The coding region runs from base 321 to 1334 and encodes 337 amino acids. The transcript has 4 exons. The record is from RefSeq and is a predicted model, not a curated record. Gene Ontology annotation, biological process: intrinsic apoptotic signaling pathway in response to DNA damage by p53 class mediator. Gene Ontology annotation, molecular function: nucleic acid binding; 3'-5'-RNA exonuclease activity. Lineage: Eukaryota; Metazoa; Chordata; Mammalia; Lagomorpha; Ochotonidae.
CCCGCCCACGCCGCCGCCGCCGCCGCUGCCACUCCUCGACCCCUCCGAGUCCUUGGCCUCGCUGCCGGAGGUGGGCGCGCCGCGGGCGCGCGCACGCCGGCCCCCAACGCGCUGCCACGCGCGCGCCCGCCGGCCGGGGCCUCGGCGGCGCGCGCCCACUUCCACUUCCGGCUGCGGACGCUUGCGCUCUUAGCGGGGCCUAGCUAGCAGGGUCUAAACAGAGCUCCCCAUGCUGGGCCCUGGAAUUCAGCAGGGGUUGAAGCCCCUGACCUGUCAUCUGUAAGCCACUCUAGCCAACUCCUCAGCCAUCAUCAGCUCUCAUGGCUACGUUGCUCCUGAAUCUAGAUUUUGGGGAACCCCCUCCCAAAAAGGCCCUAGAAGGAAAUGCCAAGCACCGCAGCUUUGUCAAGAAACGGCGGCUCUUGGAACGCAAGGGGUUUUUGAAUAAGAAGAACCAGCUGCCUGGCAGGGCUGCUAAGUCGAACUCCGAACCUCCCAAGAAGGGGGAGGCACCUAAGGUGGAUGGUGCAUGCAAGGCCGCUCCCCUCCCAAAGAAGAAGAAAAAGACAGCGGCCUCCAGUGUGGGGUCUGAGCAGCCGCAGAAGAAAGCAGCCGUGUCUUGGCUGACCCCGGCUGCUUCGAAGAAAGUGGAUGCCCUGGCUGCUAAAGUGGACCUGCUGGGUGAGUUCCAGAGCGCCCUGCCGAAGGUGAAGGGCCAGUCCGCUGGCUCCCAGAAGAAAGGCCACCAGAAGCGGACUGCCCAGUACCACAGCCAGGCACAGUCUGAAAAGAAGUUGCCGGGGAAGAUGGUGGCAAUAGACUGUGAGAUGGUGGGCACAGGCCCGAAGGGGCACAUCAGCUCCUUGGCCCGGUGUAGCAUUGUCAACUACGACGGUGACGUGCUUUACGACGAGUACAUCCUGCCCCCCUGCCCUAUUGUGGACUACCGGACCCGGUGGAGUGGCAUCCGGAAGCAGCACAUGGCCAAUGCUACCCCCUUCAAGACUGCCCGGAGCCAGAUCUUGAAGAUCCUCACAGGGAAGAUAGUGGUGGGGCAUGCCAUCCACAAUGACUUCAAAGCCCUCCAGUACUUUCACCCCAAGUCCCUCACCCGUGACACCUCGCAUAUUCCCCUCCUCAACCGGAAGGCCGACUUCCCAGAGAACGCCACCAUGUCUCUAAAGCGUCUCACCAAGCAGCUGCUGGACCGGGACAUCCAGGUGGGGAAGAGCGGACAUUCCUCUGUGGAAGAUGCUCAGGCCACCAUGGAGCUUUACAAGUUGGUUGAAGUCGAGUGGGAGCAGCACCUGAUCCAGAAUCCCCCAAAAGACUAGCAGUGAUGGGCACACUGGCAGGAUGGGGAAUCAGAAGCAACACC